Molecule: messenger RNA, 1619 nt
Organism: Marmota monax (woodchuck)
Lineage: Eukaryota; Metazoa; Chordata; Mammalia; Rodentia; Sciuridae
Gene: Hrk
Product: harakiri, BCL2 interacting protein
Exons: 2
Coding region: 1-276 (91 amino acids)
Biological process (GO): positive regulation of apoptotic process
Cellular component (GO): mitochondrion
Source: RefSeq, a predicted model, not a curated record
AUGUGCCCGUGCCCCCUGCACCGCGGCCGCGGCCCCCCAGCCGUGUGCGCCUGCAGCGCGGGCCGCCUGGGUCUGCGCUCCUCCGCCGCGCAGCUCACCGCCGCCCGGCUCAAGGCGCUCGGCGACGAGCUGCACCAGCGCACCAUGUGGCGGCGCCGCGCGCGGAGCCCGAGGGCGCCGGCGCCCGGCGCGCUCCCCACCUACUGGCCCUGGCUGUGCGCGGCCGCGCAGGUGGCGGCGCUGGCGGCCUGGCUGCUCGGCAGGCGGAACUUGUAGGAACGCGGGGCUUCUUGGUGGGGCCAGAGCCGAGACCCAGCCGGAUCGAGCAACAGGUUGGCGAAACCCUGCGUCCUUGGUGGAAGCUGCUUCCCAUUUUCCUGAGGGGGAGCCCAGAGCUUGACAUGCCGCGGUCGGCGCUUGGAGAAGGAAGAGGAAGAUAAAGAGAGCAUCUGGAGCGCAGCGGGACACGGGACGGGACUGGGGACGCCCUUGGGAAGCCCAGCUGCAGAAACAGACACCCCAAUGCUAUUUAUGAUAUAGCUCUAUAUAUACAAAAAAAAAAGAGAGAAAAAAAUAUGAAUAUUCCGUAUCAGUGCAUGCCUUGUCUAGGACGUGGUCCCCUCCCUUUGGACACCUCGGAUGUGAACUCUGAUACUUGGUCAUGUCUGGGGCACCAGAAGACAGAUGCCUGCUUCUGUGUAUCUAGGAAAUUUGCAAAGACUGGUGGGAAUUGGCUUCUGCCUUCACCAAAUACCCCGGGGGGAAAAGAUGAUGAUGGGGUUGGUUAGACAAAGCAAGUGAGGACUUGGGGCCAGUUUUGUAGGGACAGUCUGGGAUACCUCCUUUUCUUGACACGUCCUAGCCUCUCUCUGUCCCUGUCUAGAUAGGUCGCUAAGAUCCCACUGUCACAACCAGAGAAAUGGGAUGUGUUUUCCCCCCCGGCUCCUUGCCAAUCUGGUGUGUCUGGUGCUUUAUAUCCAUUUUGCAGGUGCUAAGUGUGUCCUUUCUGGUAUCUCCAUGAUCUUCUGUAGACAGACCUGGAAGGCCAGGGCACGAGAGAGAUUUCUAUUUUGCUGUUUGGAUUCUUCUUCCCCCCCCCACCCAAAGGCAUGAGUUGUAAAAGUGCCAUCUGAGAGUCUCUUUCUCCAUGUGGGAGCCAAUGCCCAGAGUUGCUUGAGGGCAAAGCCUGGGCUGCAUUCAUGACUGCCUGCUUGGGAGGACAGAAAGCUGGCCUCAGGUGCCACUUGGUGGCUGUCUCUUCCACCCCCACAGAAGUCUCCUAGGAAUUCAGCCCCUGGCCUCCCCCACUCUCUAGGGGGAUUCCAGGGCUUAGAUUUUAUGGAUUUAAGAGCCAAGAAAUGGCGACACUUCUGGUUGGGGGUGAUUUAUAAGCGAGGGACAUUGGGAGAGGGAGUGGGUCAUUUAAAUGACAUGUACCAGCAUCUCACUGACUGUCAGAGGCCUGAUUUCCUUCCCCCCACCCCUGGAUAAGCUAACUAUUUUCAGAAGUUUCUAGAAGGGCUAAAAAAAGAUGUGUGCUGGACUGAGACUUGGCUGCAAAGACUCUUUGGGGAGCCACAAUUCCUUUUGGCUUUUAUUUUUAAAAAAAACAUCCAGCA